GUGCAAAACCCCGGGAAAAGAACCGGUUUAGCGCCACAUCAACCGUUUUCCAGUUUGUCGUCUCCUAGAUUAGAUGGUUCUUUCUGCGACGGAGAAAGCGCUGACCACCAAGGCCGAGCCAAAUCCCGAGGCGGUUGGCUGGUCUGAACUCCCACCGGAAUUGCUCCAAACCAUCGCCGAGAAACUCAUCACCCACACCGACUACCUCCGCUUCCGAGCCGUGUCCACCACCUGGAGACUCUCCACCCCCACCGCCCCUCUCCACCUCCCCACCCAACUCCCCUGGCUAAUGCUUCCCUUCAACCAGACCCGCCGUUCUACCCAAGGCGCGACGCGGCACGUUCUCGUCGACGGGCUAGGUCAACGCAAGAAAAUCACCAGCACAAGCCGCCCCUUCUUCAGCCUCUCCGCCAACAAAUCCCACUCCCUCCACCUCCCGGAAUCCUCCCCCCACCGCCGCCGCCACCGCGGCUCCUCCCACGGCUACCUCGCCUUCCUCGACGAGUCGCCCGAUUUCUUCCUCCUCAAUCCCCUCACCCGCGCCAAAUUCCACCUUCCCCCACUCUCCUCCUUCCCCAACGUCGUCGCCUUCGAUUUCUCCGAUGUCGGCCGCGAGUACACCCUGCGAGCUCCCAACGGGGACGUCUCCACCCGUAGCUUGUCCGAAAUGCGCGACUUGUUCAUCAAGAAGGUGGUUCUCUCCUCGAGUCCUUCUGUUGAUUUUAAUUUUAUUGUGUUUGCGAUAUUAAAUCAAACUGGUGAUCUCGCUUUCUGUAAAAAUGGAUAUCGGUCGUGGCUAUUUAUAGAGGAUGCCCAAUCUUAUUGUGAGGAUGCUAUAUAUUGUAAUGGAUUAUUCUACGCCGUGAAUAAAUUGGGUCAAAUCGCGGUUUGUGAUGUUACCGAGGAGUUUCCUAGGGUUUCAUUUAUUCGUACGCCGCCACAGAUUGGUGGUGAUUUACUGUACUUGGUUAGUUUAUCAUCAGAAGAGCUGUUGUUGGUUACGCGGUACUUGGAUUUAGAAAUCUUGGAUUAUGGGACUAGGGAAUUCAGAGUGUAUAGGCUGGAUUUGAGUGGGCCAAAGUGGGAGAGGGUGACAAGUUUAGGGGAUCAGAUGUUGUUCUUGGGGGAAAAUUCUUCGGUGGCGUUAUCAGCGUUUGAUUUCCCGGGGUGUAAAGGUAACUGCAUAUACUAUACGGAUGAUUAUUCUGAGUUGAAUUACGAUGGAAUGGCUGGGAAUCAUGAUUUGGGUGUUUAUAAUUUGGAAGAUGGUAGCAUUGAUCCUUUACCUUGUUGUUAUUCGGUUCCCCAGAUGCGAUGGCCACCGAUUUGGGUCACUCCCAAUCCUUGUUAAGCAUUAACGGUUGAACACACAGCUGCAAAAUACUGAACCAUCCCUUCUCAGGGAUGAUCAUAAAAAACUAUCCUCUACAUUGUUGUUAUUCGCUUCCCUGGAUGCGAUGGCCACCGAUUUGGGUCACUCCUAAUCCAUGUUAAGCAUGCAAGUGCCCUUUUCAAUUUGCUCUUACUUUGAACUAUGAAUUCUUCCCUGUAUAUGAAUGUAUGUAAUAAUGAUGUGGAUUAUAUCCGUCUUGAUACCUUAUUGCUGGUUAAAAAUUGGUCAGUGAACGAUUUGAAUGUAUUGUGUGAGCUUUGUUGGAUACCAUCACAAUCUUCUUGUUGUGUCCCUUUAUUUGUUUCAAAUGUUUCAUUUGCUUCUUGGACUUCAGAUCGUAAUUCCCAAGGAUUCUUAAACAACUUUCUGAGGGCGUCA
Rhododendron vialii is the source of this 1771-nucleotide messenger RNA. Its product is annotated as putative F-box protein At5g55150. NCBI's taxonomy places the organism in Eukaryota, Viridiplantae, Streptophyta, Magnoliopsida, Ericales, Ericaceae. The coding region runs from base 74 to 1351 and encodes 425 amino acids. Gene Ontology annotation, molecular function: protein binding. The transcript has 3 exons. The record is from RefSeq and is a predicted model, not a curated record.